GAUUCGUGGCUUCCUUCAAAAAAGCGCUCGAACGCGUGACGGGCAGGCGUACGAGCGACCACAACAUACAGCGCAAGAGACGAGCAGCGGUCUUCCACGCAAGCCUCCCGAAACCAAACCUCACCGCACACAUUUUUAUCGAGGUCGACCAGACGUCAGACACGCUCCUCCCCAGACCUGUGUCUGCCACGUGCUAUCGUUGAGGCCCGACGCAAGACUCGCCCUUCAUCACGGUACAAAAUUUCAAGCUGACCACUUCUGCUUCGCAUCCCCUACCCUGCAAAGGAGCGGGUCGAGCCCAUUCUUGAGUGGCUUCGAGCGCAUACAUUCUACUUCGGCGACACCGCGUCCACCCCGACGUCGUCACGCUCAUCAUGGCACCCGGCCUGAACCUGCCACCGCCUUCCAAUGGCGCACCUACAGAGGCAGGCAAAGCAGCACGCGUCGAAGACGUCGAGGAAGCGACGACGCUGAGCGGAGCAGCACAAGCAGGGUCAAGCUCUGGACCGUUGCUCGAGCAAGUGUCGACGGCCGAAGAAGCGUCUGCUGCGCCCAAAUUCAGCACGGGCGGAGUGAUCUACCCGCCUCCCGAUAUUCGUUCCAUCGUGGACAAGACUGCCACCUUUGUGGCGCGCAACGGCGUGCAAUUUGAGGCCAAGAUCAGGGGAGACGAGAGGGCAAAUACGAAAUUCGCAUUCUUGAACCCGGAAGAUGCGUAUCAUGCCUACUACAGGGCUAAGAUCCAAUUCGUGCAGAGCGGAGAUGGACCGCUGGCCAAGGACCUGAUUGGACAAGGCGCGGAAAGGGGACAAUUGGUUGCUAGGGAUGGAGUGGAGACGAUGGAGGAGGAAGAUGCGGGCAAGAGGGGCAGAGAGGAUAAGCUGAAACCUGAAGAGCCUCGUCAGCAUCUCUUUGAGGCUGAUCUGCCCAACAUCACCGCCGUCGACCUUGACGUGCUCAAGCUCACAGCGCUGUUCACGGCUCGCAAGGGAAAAUCUUUCGCAUCUGCCCUUGCUGCUCGAGAAUCUUCUUCUUAUCAGUUCGAAUUUCUCCGCCCAUCGCACUCGCUCUUUGGCUACUUCAACAGGAUGGUAGAGCAGUACAGGCUGGUCAUUCAACCGGCGGAGGAUAUUUUAGAGCAGCUGCACGAGCUUGCACCCGAAGGGCCAAAGCCUGCUUUGGGUCCUGGAAGAGGAGGAGGUAGAAUAAAGGUGUUGGAGAAUGCCAGGAAGAGGGCCAAGUAUGAGAGGUGGGUCAGGGAGAGGCGCAAAGCUAAGGAGAGCGAGGAGGAGAGCCAGCGAGCCCUCUUCGACUCGAUCGAUUGGCAAGACUUUGUGGUGGUACAGACUGUCGAAUUGACAGAGACUGAUGCGCACAUAGAUUUGCCGCCCCCCAUGUCUCUGCGGGACGUGGAGAACAUGACGAUCGCUCAGAAGCGCAUGGCAGCCAUGAUCAUGGAGGUUGAAGGAGGAGGAGACGAGUCGGAGCUGAUGGGCGGCAUGAUUGACAUCCCUGGUGGAUCAGGAGACGCUGCAAGGGCUGGAGCUGCUAGCGCUACCAAAGCUGCUUCGAACGCUCUACCGCCUGGUAUGGACCCGCAGAGAGCUAGCAUGCUAGGCUUGCAAGCGUCUGCUGGCGUGCCACAAGAAGAUGAGGGAGACAUUGAAAUGGAUAUGGACGACGAUAGCGGUGACGAGAAAGCGGUAGAAGAGGCGCCAGCUGUACAGUACGAGGAGAUCAAGCGAGCAGAGGGUCAAGCGCCUAUACGCGUGCGCAAAGAUUACGUGCCAAAAUCUCUCGCGGCCAAGAAUGCCGCCGUGGCGCAAACAACGAAGUGUCCGGUCUGUGGGGAUCAGAUUGCGAUAUCGGAAAUGGACGAGCAUGUGCGCUUCGAGCUGCUCAACCCGAAAUUCAGGGAGCAAAGGCGGGAUCUGGAAGCCAAGCAAGCUCAACAGAAAGCCUUGCUGGAAGGUGCAGAUCCAUCACGUGCCCUUAAGCAGUUCGCAUCCAAUCGGACGGACAUCUUUGGAGCUGAAGCGGAAGAAGCGGCUAGGAGGAGGAGGGACGCAGAGGAGCAAAGACUCCGCAAGGAGAGGGAAAAGAUCAUUUGGGAUGGACACAUCGCUAGUAGGCAGACUACCCGAGAUGCCUUCAAUCAAACCAAACAGGUCGAGCAGACCAUGGCCAACAUCAAUCGUAACUUCAAGGCUGGGGAAGUGGAGAGUAACAUCGGACCUCAAUUCCCUGGUCAGCACGGUGUGCAGCCUCCAGAAGGUGCAUAUGCUUAUGGAGCGCCAGCUGCAGGCUUUGACCCUUCUCAACCAGCUCAGCCGGAUGCCAGCGAGGGCUCGCUGAAGAGGCCUGCAGAGGAAGCACCGCCUGGCCAGCCAGCCGCUCAACGGAUAGCUUCGGAGAAUCUCGGGUCCGCUUCUCCGGCACCGCUUGCUGGGGGAUUUGCAGGCUCGCCGCCUCCCGGCGUUGCUGGUCAGAUUCCAACUGGUCCUUCGGCCAUGGGACCACCAGGUGCGCCGGUCAAUGCUCCCACUGGUCCUCGCAUGGUAGAACCUCCUCGGCCUCCUCAACCGUCCUACAUGCCUCCUGGCUAUCCGGCUCAGCAUCAACCUCAAGCGCCCGCUCAAGUCAAUUCCUUGCCAAAGAAAUCGUCUGGGGAAUUGUACGAGGAGCACGAGUGGUUGAGGUACAACCCGUACCCCAUCAGCAUCAAGGUCCUCCUGCCCGAUGCGCCCGAGAUCAGCCCGCUGUGCGAUGGGCACGAAGAGGUGCUGCAGGGCUUGAUACCGCAGACGACCAUCGGACAGAUCAGAGAUAGGGUGCACGCGACGAACUUGAAUGCGCAGGUGGGAGUCAGCAAGAUGAAGUUGAGGAUUGCGGGAAAAGCCGCUACGCUCAAACAGACCCUGGCCCACUGGAACUUGCUCGAUGGAGAUACGAUCGUCAUCACGCUGAACAAGUGAGCUACGUACAAUGCUCCUUGCGUCCUUCGAUUGACUUUUUGGUCUGCACAUCUUGCAAUCUUUCUCCUCCGUCAACAUCAUCCAAUUCACAAUGCUCUUUUUCCCCUGUGCGGGAUGCGUUGUUCACCUCCCCGCAAUGAGAUUCGUGAUUGUGGCGCACCGUGC
This is a messenger RNA of Ceraceosorus guamensis, 3140 nucleotides long. RefSeq lists its product as hypothetical. The record is from RefSeq and is a predicted model, not a curated record. Gene Ontology annotation, cellular component: U2-type prespliceosome; U2 snRNP; catalytic step 2 spliceosome. Lineage: Eukaryota; Fungi; Basidiomycota; Exobasidiomycetes; Ceraceosorales; Ceraceosoraceae. Gene Ontology annotation, biological process: mRNA cis splicing, via spliceosome; regulation of alternative mRNA splicing, via spliceosome. Bases 375 to 2975 code for a protein of 866 amino acids. Gene Ontology annotation, molecular function: protein binding; RNA binding. The transcript has 3 exons.